Molecule: messenger RNA, 522 nt
Organism: Lachancea dasiensis
Lineage: Eukaryota; Fungi; Ascomycota; Saccharomycetes; Saccharomycetales; Saccharomycetaceae
Source: the annotation of a GenBank genome assembly
AUGCUGCAAGACAGGGAGAUCGUAGCUUAUUUUAACACUGGUAACUUUCCUGUCACAGAGGAGUACCUCCCGGCGCAGUUUGAGGGCGAGCAGGAGAUGGCGUACCUGUACAACAGCUCCAAAGACUUUGAGAAGCGCCGCGUGUACUUCAAGAGCGAAUGGCGGGCGCCGAGAGUCCGUGUACCAUGGUACAUGUACAAGCUGAUGCAUUUCGGGCUGUUCUACAAUCUCGAGUUUCGCUCGGCGGUGUACGCGAGGUUCCCGGAGCUGCCGGCGGUGAAGCUGUUUACCCAUUGGCUGAGACUGAUGAGCAUCGGCGUGCAGCUGAGUGACAAACAGAGUGUGCCGCUGUACAUGGUGGUGGCAGUGAUGUACGCCAGGGGGGGUGAGGUACGAUGGUGUCCGGGUGUAAUAUUAGAAGUAAGUAAGGACGUUAUAGUGUGGUGCAAGUCUGGGCGGCGUAUUUGGAGGUACUCUAGAGCUACUCCUGGGGCGCAUAAUAUGAUAGAGGUCGUAAGUUGA